Eriocheir sinensis (Chinese mitten crab) is the source of this 1554-nucleotide messenger RNA. RefSeq lists its product as uncharacterized. The record is from RefSeq and is a predicted model, not a curated record. The coding region runs from base 1 to 1554 and encodes 517 amino acids. Lineage: Eukaryota; Metazoa; Arthropoda; Malacostraca; Decapoda; Varunidae. The transcript has a single exon.
AUGGAUGCCUCUCCUGCCCCACCCGCGCCUGAUGUUGAGCUGUCUGCCGGAGACGCGGAGAGUGAGGAGGGCUGGCAGACAGUCGUGAGAAGACAGCAUCGCUCCUCCCAGCCUGCCAGUGAUUCUUCCUCACGGGACGCUCGCCCCUCGGCACCCCUCUCGCCCCAGCCCUCUCUGCCCCCACGACCUCAACCCACGCCCGCACCUUCUGCUGCUCUCCACGCUCCGCUUCCAAAGGUGCUGAUUCCGGCGACUCCUGGGUUCGAGUCGACCCUGGACCUCGCCGAGGCACUGGAGAUGCAGCUCCAGACCCGCCUCUCUCUCAAGUUUCUCGAGUCGGGCUGUGUCCUGGUCACCCCUACCGACCGACACCAGCACGAUGCUCUCCUCGGGGUGAAGGAGGUCUCCGGUGUCCCGGUGUCACUGCGUGUGGCUCCUGGUGCGAACACCAAGGGGGUGCUGCUGGCAUACCCUGUGGCCAUGCCCCUGAAGCCCCUGUUGCGCCAUCCCCGCGUGCUGGAGGCGGAGCGAUGCUCUACUCGGGACGGGCCGACGCGCCAGGUGUUCGUCACCGUCGCGGGGCCGCUCCCGGGCACACUGGACUUGGGGAGCUGGGUUGUUUUUUACACUCGCCCAUACAACAGGGAACCGCUCCGCUGCUACAACUGCCAGCAGUUCGGCCACCAUCGUGCGAGGUGCACUCGCCCCCCAGUGUGUGGCAUAUGCUCGGCCGGCCACGAUACGGAGCGGUGCCUGACGAAGUACAAGGCCGGCCAGGACGUCACCAGCAAGUGCCCCAACUGCCACCAGGAACACCACGCCUGGAACAAGACCUGUGCCAACCGGCGGGUGCUGGUGGACCAACAGCGCGCAGUCCAACAGCGCUGGGUCGAAACUCAUCGGCCUGCUCCACCAGGCACCUUCCGCUGGGGCAGCCAGCAGCCCCCCGUGUCCGCAGUGCCUCCACCUGCGCAGCAGGCACCUCCCGCACCCUCUCCCCCAGCUCCAUACGAGGUGAGCUUCCCUGCCCUCACUCCUCACCAUCAGCCACCUCCUCUGCCGGCCCAGCCCACGCCUGUGCCCGCCGUGCCGCCUCGCGCUCCCGCUCCCCGUGCUCUCGCCGCUCCGUCUCACACUCCCGCUCUCCAUCCCCCGCCCGCUCUGGCUCCCGUUGCUGCUCCUCCUGGCUGCCUCAUCAUCACGAGGGAGGUGAUGGUGGGCCUUCUGGAGGGCUUCGGGAGAAUCAUUGCUACGGCACUGAAGUCAGACGUGGAGCCGCGGGUUUUCUCAGACGCGGCCAAAGAGGUGGUAGGCAGCCUCUUCCCUGUACAACCGGCCCCGACGUCUGCACCCCCGCCAGUGCAGCAGACACCCGCGCUGGUGACCCCCAAGCGCGCAGGUCCCUCUGUGCCCCAAGUGACACCACUGCCCCUCCGUCCCGGUCAGACCACUCAGAUGGCACCGCCGCCUCCUCUCGCCUCCCGUUCCGCGGGCGUGCUGCUGGGCUGCCCGUUGCCGCCCCGAGACCCGCGCACCAGGAAGACGUCCAUGUAG